CUUUAGUUCUAUCUUCAAAGUUUAAAGUUUUAGGAACAUACGAUGAGAGCAUAUUUGAAGGAGAGCGAACGUACUUUUGUUUAUACGAAGAUUAAUUUGGAAUGCACUGGAGAGUAAACUGAUCGAUGCCUAAUUAAUAAGAAAUAACAAGUGACAACAUUAAAAAAGACAAAACACAAACUGUAGAUGAGCAAGUGCUCGAUGCAUCUGAAACAAUAAAUUUUUAGAUUAAGGUUGGAUCUAUUCAAUUAAAGAUUGCAUGAUUCACUGUACUGUGAUAAUGGACUAACUAGCUGGACAUUUAGAUUAAGUAUAGAAUUUAAAUUUUGAUUCACAUUAACUAUUAACCGUUAUGGAUGAAACUGAAAAACCCCAGAAUGGCCACAUGCCAACUGUAAAGACUAUAGAGCCGGAUGAGGUGCAGCCUUUGCUGUAUGGAUGGGGAGGAUUCACACCGAAAUGGCUGCAGAAGAUCAACAAAUCUUGGUGUUUUCUUAUAUGUUUAUGUCUCAUGAACUUUUGUAUGUCCGGCAGUGUAAAUGGACUGAUUGGGACAAAUCUGUCCUCAAUAGAGAGGAGAUAUGACCUGAAUAGCACAGUCUCUGGACUUAUCGUCAGUGCUUAUGACAUUUGCUGCGCCGUGCUUGUCCUUUUCGUGGGAUACUUCGGGGCAACUGCCCACAAGCCAAAAUGGUGCGCAGUUGGCGUAUUUGGAACAGGGCUAGGAUCUCUCGUAUUUAUCCUCCCACAUAUAGCAACAGGACCAUACCAGUAUGCGGCUAGUGGUCAGUCAGAGAAUCUCUGUAUCCCCGGACGAAACGACAGUUAUGAUAUGUGUGGGGACGAGAGUCAGGGUUCUCUCUCUAACUGGGGAUAUGUUUUUUUCAUUGGAAAUUUCCUCCAUGGCACAGGAUCGAUCUUCAUGUACACUGUUGGGGUUGCUUUCCUCGACGAAACCACCACAAGGGACAUGGCAGCAUUAUUUAUAGGAAUAUUCUAUGGCAUGGGAGUGAUUGGCCCUGCGGUGGGAUACGCUUUGGGAGGUGCGCUGUUGCAGAUCUUCGUAGACACGGGAAAAGUCGAUAUGAGCAAGGUCGGGAUAACAUCAAGUGAUCCACGAUGGAUCGGCGCAUGGUGGCUGGGCUUUGCUAUAUUUGGAUCUAUCACACUUUGUCUUGUGAUCCCUUUUGCGGGAUUUGCGAGAGACAUACCAGGUGCAAAAGAAAUACGAGAAAACAAGAAGUCUGAGACCCAUAAGGCAGACAAUACAGACGCACCUUUGUUGGAGACUUCAAGACAUAUCCGAGACUUACCACGAAGUGUCUGGAUGCUCAUCAAGAAUCCUGCAUACCUCUUUUCAACUGGGUACUCUCUCACAGAAGCUGUGCUCAUUAGUGGAUUUAGUGCAUUUGGUCCAAAGUAUCUAGAAAAUCAGUUUCAUCUAAAUGGAGGAUUUGCAGGAAUGCUGUUUGGAAUAAUUGCCGUACCUGGUGGAGCAGGGGGGACAAUAUUUGGAGGCUACAUCAUUAAGAGGUUCAACAUGACAUGUACACAAAUGGUUAAACUGCAAUUCCUCUUGGCCGUGUUAUCAAUGUGUAUGGCACCUUUGUUCUUUGCGAAGUGUGACGAAUUGCCAUUUGUUGGAGUCAACAGGCCAUACAAUAACAGCGUUCUACGUAAGGAAAACUUCACCGAAGUUUGCAAUACUGGCUGCGAGUGUUCCAACAUGCGCCAGGAGCCGAUCUGUGGUCGAGAUGGCAACAUGUACUUUUCUCCUUGCUAUGCUGGUUGCUUAGAUAUGGACAAUAGUAACCCCAAGCGAUUCUUCAACUGCAGCUGUAUCCCUAGUCCAGAUUUUACUACACAUGGCGCUGAGCAAAGUGUCUGCGCUUCCAACUGCACUCUUCUCCCUCUGUUCAUUAUCCUUUGGUUCAUCGUCAUGUUCUUUACGUUUACCGGCAAUGUGCUUAACGUCAACUUCAUCCUCAGGGUGGUGCCAUCUGACGAGCGAACUACGGCAGUGGGGAUACAAUCAACAGUGUUGCGUUUGUUAGGAACGGUACCCGGGAAUAUCUUAUUUGGAGCUGCUCUGGAUCGCGCCUGUGUUCUUUGGUCAACUACGUGCUCGGGGCGUGGUUCGUGCAGUACAUAUGACAAUUUCAACAUGGCGGUUUACAUGUCUGUCAUUGGUGUCUGCUUUAAAUUUGGGUCAUCUUUCUUUACAUUCCUCGCUUGGAGAUUUUAUAAACCUCCAGAUGAUGUCAAGGACCUCGCCGAGGUUAAAGAGAUCAAAGAGGCAGAAAAUGACAAUAACAACUAUGCAAACAUUGAUGAAGCAAAUGAGUUGAAGAAAACUAAAGACAAUGGCAUUGUAAGGAGCAUCAAAGCAAUAUUAUGGAGCAAUAUGCUGGAUGAGUCUACAAGUUUGUGAUAUAACCUUACCAUUCCAAUGCAUUGAAUACUUACGUCCAUACAUUGUGUAUUAAUCAUGUUUGUGCUGCAGUUUUACAUGGACGAUAAAAAUAAUUUAAGGACGUCGUCUUACUCGAUGCCUUAUUCCCGACUUAUCAGUAUUUCGUGUUCAAACAUUCCCCUCCAAUCGACAACAUACAGGUAUCAACAGAUCAAGAUCACCUUAUAAAUCAUGGGUUAUAGACUGGAGUUGUCCAGCAGCAUGAGUCUGUAAAGAUCUAGGCUUUUAAUCUGAUUUUAUGGGCCUUGCCAAGGAGUUUUUGAAUCAGGACUUUACAGUGUUUACGGCUGUAAAAUAUCUGCUUGUGUGGUCUCAUAAUGAAAUAUUCCUGAAUGCAUUUGCAAAACUGUCUAAACGACAAUGUACAUUCUUGUCAUUAAGAUUUCAAGACAAAAUAAACGUAAAAUAAAACUGAGAAAACAAAA
Molecule: messenger RNA, 2898 nt
Organism: Owenia fusiformis
Lineage: Eukaryota; Metazoa; Annelida; Polychaeta; Sabellida; Oweniidae
Source: the annotation of a GenBank genome assembly